Molecule: messenger RNA, 2778 nt
Organism: Erpetoichthys calabaricus (reedfish)
Lineage: Eukaryota; Metazoa; Chordata; Cladistia; Polypteriformes; Polypteridae
Gene: atg3
Product: autophagy related 3
Exons: 12
Coding region: 171-1112 (313 amino acids)
Biological process (GO): autophagy of mitochondrion; autophagosome assembly; nucleophagy
Cellular component (GO): cytoplasmic ubiquitin ligase complex; cytosol
Molecular function (GO): Atg8-family ligase activity
Source: RefSeq, a predicted model, not a curated record
AUCAGGUGGCUUAUGUCAUGUGACCCACUGGUAGUGUCGUAAGAGAGUAGUCUGCGGGUGAGAGGUAAAGAAGAAACGUUGUACCUUCUGUUCGUUAGGGUUGGCUGUAACAGGAAAAUUAAUCACCACUGCCGGGUUGGUUUGAAGAGUCUUCAGUUCAGGAAAGCACGAUGCAGAAUGUCAUUAAUUCCGUGAAAGGGACUGCUCUAGGGGUGGCCGAGUUUCUCACUCCAGUGCUCAGGGAAUCCAAGUUUAAAGAAACAGGUGUCAUAACCCCAGAAGAGUUUGUAGCAGCUGGCGAUCAUAUGGUUCAUCACUGUCCUACAUGGAAAUGGGCCACUGGUGAAGAAGCAAAAGUCAAGGCAUAUUUACCAAAGGAUAAGCAGUUUUUGCUGACCCGCAAUGUUCCAUGUUAUAAGCGUUGUAAACAAAUGGAAUAUUCAGAUGAGCAGGAAGCAAUUAUAGAAGAAGAUGAUGGAGAUGGGGGCUGGGUGGACACCUUCCAUAAUGCAGGGGUGUCUGGAGUGACAGAAGCAGUGCGAGAGAUAACACUGGACAGUAAAGAUAAUCUCAAAGUUAGUUCUACAGCUUGUCUAGAUGAUGAAGAUGAUGAGGAAGAGGGUGAAGCAGCUGAUAUGGAAGAAUAUGAAGAGAGUGGGCUAUUGGAAACUGAUGAGGAUGCAGUAGACACAAGUAAAAUUGUAGAGGCCUGCAAACCUAAAGCAGAUGCUGGAGGAGAAGAUGCCAUUUUGCAAACUCGAACUUAUGACUUGUACAUUACCUAUGACAAGUAUUAUCAAACUCCACGGCUUUGGUUAUUUGGCUAUGAUGAGAAUAGACAUCCUCUGACAGUAGAUCAGAUGUAUGAAGAUAUUAGCCAGGACCACGUCAAAAAAACUGUGACAAUUGAGAACCAUCCUCAUCUUCCACCUCCAGCUAUGUGUUCAGUGCAUCCAUGCAGACAUGCUGAAGUAAUGAAAAAGAUCAUUGAAACUGUAGCAGAAGGUGGCGGAGAACUGGGAGUUCACAUGUACCUUCUUAUUUUCUUGAAAUUUGUGCAGGCUGUCAUUCCAACUAUAGAAUAUGACUAUACAAGGCACUUCACCAUGUAAUUUCAAGUGACUACACAGGGUACAAAAACCCUUUAAGACUUUUACUGAGCUGGAAUAUUCAUGGCUGGCUGGCUGGCUGCGUGGUGUAUUAUUGUGGUCAGGACUUCUAUUCUGUCUCAUUCAGUAAAUAAGACUUCACUAACAAACUCAUCUUUAAAUAAUCCAAGUAUCUGCACAACUGUUUGUUUUCUUAUUUCAUUUCCCAGGACAGGCUUACCUGUACUGCAGCUUCAGCACUUGCAAAGAAUUAUUAGAUGUUUGUUAAAUCUUCUUUGUCCCUAAAACAGGAGGAUAAUCAGGUUAAAACAUGGAAUGACCAGUUAAUGUUCUAGGUAAAGAACCAUACUUCAUCAUAAAUUGAUCAACAUGAAUUAAAAGCCAUUUAUACUUUUUCUAAACUGUGUAACUGUCGGUUGUCUUUGCUUUAUUACAAUUGUUUUGUUUAAACAUUCAUUAAAUUGAAAGACUGUUCUUAAUCAAGUUUUUUUUAUUCAGUAAUAUCCCUAAUUAUAUAAUGUAUAAAAUAUCCAAAUCUGAAAAUUGUACAGUGGAGCAUUUUGUUUAAUGUAAGUAUCUUUAGGUCCUAUGUGUGCUUACCAGUGUUGAACUUUUGUUUGAUGGUCGAAUCCAAACCUUUGGCCAAUCUUUAGUGCAAUGUUCAUAUUCUGGGUUAAGCUUACUGGAUGAAUAUGUUAUUCAUAUGAUAGUUAUUUUGACAGUUCGAGAUUUACCCCUAUAGGAAUUUUAGCCAUCAAUUACAAAUUUAAGCGUUAAUAGAAAGGACUUGGAGACCGAUGUAAAUUAUAGUCCAUCAGCAAGUCAGGACUGUCUCAUACAGUUUAGCAAAAGCAAGAUGCUAAGCAAUAAGUCAAUAGAAAUAAAAUGAAAGAUACCUGCUGAAACCAGCACUCCUCUAGACUUCUCAGGCAGAUGAAAUAUGGAUUCUAUUAAAAUGAUUGGAGAAACCUAAUCUGUGAACAGUUGGUUUUUGCAUGGUUGUUUAUCUGUCCAUUUUGUUAACAUAUCUAUAAAGUAAAAUGCUAUUUUUGUAAGUGUUUUAAACACUUUAAAUUGAGCCAUUUUAAAAUACUGUACAGUUUCAGAUCUAAAGUAUCUUUUUAAUCAGUGACAGUAACACCACUAAUAAUGUUUGGUACACAAUAAGUAAGUGGUGUAAACUAACUUAUGAUAGAUAUGGUACAAAACCUGAUUUGAAAUAUGAUCUUAUUACUUUCAAGGUAGGGUUUAGCCAGCUUUUAAACCUGUUCUAGGCUUUCCAGCACAUGAGUUCCUGUAAUUGAUGGUACCUACCACAGGUUUUAUCACCAGUUAAAACCAAAGAAAAAUUGAAUUUAUUGGAACAGAGAAAGCUGCUUCAUAGCUUGACAAUGUAUUAAUUUGGCUAUCAUACAAAACAACAUCUUGCAUAGUGCAUUUGAUGAAGAUUGGAGUGAAACAGUUUUUUGUGGUGAUGAUUAUAUCAUCCAAGGCAUCUUUGAAAUUAAAGAGGAACAGUUUCCAUAUUCAUCUAGCUGUCAAAAGGUAAUCUGCAGUUCUGGUUUUAACAAAUCAAUCUUUACCUAAUACAUGACUAUUACUUUGACGGAAUCUGUAACAUUGUCUUAAAUUUUGAAUGUGUUUAAACAUCACAAUAAAAAUAAAAAUG